AUGAGCGACCUCCUUGGCCAGAUCGGAAAGAAUGCAGAGGGCCUCACAGCCACGUUCUGCUAUGGAGGAUUUGUUCCACUUCCAAUCGAAGGUCUGAAACUGUUUUAUCUUCCGUCAAACGAGACCGCAAGAGAGUCAAAGGUCUUGGAGCUUCCUGUUUCGUCAGGCGAAGAGGAAGACCUGCUUCAAUUGCUCGACGCCUGCGAAGAAGCCACCUUUGGAAGGGGUUUGGAAGACGUUCUUGAUCCAACUUACAGAGCGUUGUCCAGGUUGACGUUUUAUUGGAGAGCGAUGCUGAGCUUUUGCGUAGAUAAAUAUCUUUUUACUGUUUCGCUCGGGCCCGGAGACUUCUUUAAGGCACACGUGGACACACCCCGGGGGGGUGAUAUGUUCGGCUCCCUAGUGAUUUGCCUGCCCUCCCCCUACGAGGGAGGGGAGCUGCACAUCCGGCACCGGGGGCAGACCUGCGUCAUCGACUGGAGCAAGAAGUCUGGCGAGGCGAUCCAGUGGUGUGCCUUGUACUCCGACUGCGAGCAUGAGAUCAAGGAAGUAACGAGCAACUACCGCAUCACGCUGACGUACAACUUGUACGCCGAAGCCGAGGCGCCGUACCCAGGGCACCCGCUGAGCGCGCGCGCUGAAUUGCGCGCGCUCCCCCUGUUCCGGACCCUUUCGGAAGCGCUCGCUCAGGAGAGCUUCAUGCCCGGGGGGGGCCGGCUCGGGUUCAUGUGCCAGCACCGCUACCCCCACGUCAGCAAUACGUUUGCGGAGCGGCCGGCGGCGCUGCUCAAGGGGGCCGACGCGGUGCUAUACGCGGCCGCGCGCGCGCUCGGACUGCACGUGCGCUUCGUGCAUCUCUCACAGAUAGCUCGGCCUUGGGAGGAGAGGUGUAAGAUUGCCCGAGCGAGCAGAGCAAGGCGCGAGGCAGAGGGCGUUGAUGAGGAGUCUGAGGAAGAAGAGGAAGAGCCGUUUGAAGAUGAGGGCGACUUUGUGGGAGAAAAGGUGGUCGAAAGCUCCGCGCUUCUUUGCGGGGAGGGUUUCGCAGGGCAGUCCAUGGCUCGUACUGCCAGAACGCGCAAGAAAAACAGGUGGAGUCGUUCGAACGGCGAGUACUUGGAGGAUCUUCUGAUUCCCCUCUCCGCGGUUGAAUUCGAAAAGUAUUCGG
Messenger RNA from Klebsormidium nitens, 1165 nucleotides. NCBI's taxonomy places the organism in Eukaryota, Viridiplantae, Streptophyta, Klebsormidiophyceae, Klebsormidiales, Klebsormidiaceae. The record is from the annotation of a GenBank genome assembly.